AUGAUUAUCAAGAAGCGUUGUCGGGAUAAAUGUGAUAAAUACGCUGGUGAUCGAGAAAAGCCAAAGAAACGGUUGAAGGUGUUGAAGAUGGCUGUUGGGAAAUUCUACUAUCCAAAGGAUAACCCAAAGAAACCAAUGGGAGAAGACGCAUUCUUCAUCUGUGAGGAACAGCGAACCAUGGGUGUGGCUGAUGGGGUCGGUGGUUGGGCCAAGAAAGGGAUCGAUUCCGGUGAAUAUGCCAGAGAGCUCAUGACACAGGCUGUGAAUGCUGUUCAUCUUCAAUCAAAAAAAGGCUUUGUUGAUCCAAGAAAAGUGUUGAACGAUGCUUUCUUGAAUACCAAAGCUAAAGGUUCCUCCACAGCAUCUAUUGUUACUCUGAGGGAAGGGGUGUUGCAUGGGGUUAAUGUGGGUGAUAGUGGUUUGAUGAUCUUUAGAAAUAAUAGGUUUUUGUUUCAAUCAGACUUCCAACAGCACUCUUUCAACGCGCCAUUUCAGUUGGGGAACGGUGAGAGUAGUGACCGCCCUGACUCUGCACGUGAGUAUAAGUUUCCGGUAGAGGCAGGGGAUAUCCUAGUGUUAGGAAGUGAUGGACUUUUUGACAAUUUGUACAUUGAUACUAUUGAAUAUAUUCUGAGCUGGUCAGAUGGAAUAUUGGGAGUCGAUGAUUUGGCUGAGCACAUAGCAGAUGUUGCUCUACUCUUUUCCUUGUCCAAAGAUAGUCGAACCCCUUUUCAAGAUGCUUCUGAGAGGGAAGGACUUAAUCACGUGGGUGGAAAGAAAGAUGAUAUCACUGUUUUAGUAGCUCAAAUUACAGGUGAUUUAGAUAAAGAUGGGUACCUAGAUUAUGGAGAGUUUUUAGCCGUUUCUAUUCAUCUGUGA
This is a messenger RNA of Gastrolobium bilobum, 879 nucleotides long. Its product is annotated as probable protein phosphatase 2C 80. The record is from RefSeq and is a predicted model, not a curated record. NCBI's taxonomy places the organism in Eukaryota, Viridiplantae, Streptophyta, Magnoliopsida, Fabales, Fabaceae. The transcript has 2 exons. The coding region runs from base 1 to 879 and encodes 292 amino acids.